AUGCAAACGAAGUUGUGCUUGUCUCUCCUGACCCAAUCUCCAACACCUCCUCUCUCUUCCCUCCUCUCCAUCCACGCCUUCCUUCUCCGCCGCCACCUCCUCCUCUCCGGCGACCCCUUCCUCUUCAACUCCCUUCUCCGCUCCCUUCUUGCCCACCGCCGCUUCCUCGCCGCUUUCUCCCUGUACCGCCAUCUCUGGAGCCUCCCUUCUCGUCUUCUUCCUGACAGCUACUCCUUCACUUACCUUCUCAAGUCUUGCGCCAGCCUUCAUGGCCUUUCUCCCCGUCGAGAAGGCCCUCAGAUCCAUGGCCAUGUCUGCAAGCUUGGUUUUUGCGCUGACGUCUUCUCUUCCACUGCUUUGGUUGAUAUGUAUGUGAAGAUUGGUGAUCUGAUUUCUGCUCGGAAGGUGUUUGAUGGAAUGCGUGAGAGGAGCGCCGUUUCUUGGACUGCCAUGAGUGUGGGCUAUGCGAGGGCUGGUCACAAGGAUGCUGCGAUGGAGUUGUUCUUGGAGAUGCCGGAGAAGGAUGUUGCUGCGUUUAAUGCUAUGAUUGAUGUUCUUGUGAAGUCCGGCGAGUUGGAUUCUGCUCGGAAGGUGUUUGAUGAAAUGCCGCAGAGAAAUGUUGUUUCUUGGACCAGUUUGUUGUCUGGGUACUGUAAGGCUGGAGACAUGGAGGCUGCAAAGGUACUGUUUGAUGGUAUGAAGGAGAGGAAUUUGUUCUCUUGGAAUGUCAUGAUCGGUGGGUAUUGCCAGAACAGGCAGCCAUUCUUGGCUUUGGAAUUGUUCCGGGAGUUGCAGUCUGGUUUGUGCUCGUUUGAGCCGGAUAAAGUGACUUUGGUGAGCAUUAUUCCGGCAAUUGCUGAUAUGGGUGCUCUUGAACUUGGUCGUUGGAUUCACAAGUAUAUACAAAAGAAAGGGAUGGAAUGCAUGGGUAGUGUGUCUACUGCAUUGGUGGACAUGUAUGCGAAAUGUGGUGAUGUUGAUGAAGCAAAAAGAGUAUUUGAUGGCAUGCGUGAAAGAGCUACCUCCGCUUGGAAUGCUAUGAUCAAUGGGCUUGCUGUGAAUGGAUGUGCCGAGGAGGCGCUUGAUGUUUUCAGGGAGAUGUUGAGUAGUGGGCAAUGCCCGAAUGAGGUGACGAUGAUGGGGUUAUUGUCUGCAUGUAACCAUGGUGGUUUAGUAGAUGAAGGGAGAAGGUUCUUUAAGGAGAUGGAAAUUUAUGGUAUUGAGCCCAAGGUUGAGCACUAUGGUUGCAUGGUGGACCUCUUGGGCCGAAGAGGGUAUCUAAUGGAAGCGGAGAGGUUAGUCGAUGAAAUGCCCUUCCUGGCUAAUGAGAUAAUACUAACUUCUCUACUUUCAGCUUGUGUGUCAUAUGAAGAUGGUGAUAUGGCUGAGAAAGUGAUGAACAGGCUGGCUAAAAUUGAACCAACCGAUGGGAGGAACUUUGUUAUGUUGAGGAAUUUGUAUGCCGGAGAGAGAAGGUGGAGAGAUGUGGAGAGAGUCAAGGAUAUGAUUAGGAAAUACGGGGGCAAGAAAGAGGCCGGGUGUAGUGUUAUUGAGGUUGGGAGCACAGCUUUAGAGUUUGUGUCCGGGGACAAGAUGCAUCCUGAUUGGGAUGUCAUAUCCAAUGUCAUCAGUGAUCUGCAUUUGCAAAUGAAGGCCGGUGAGGAGGAUGAAUAUGAAUUUGAAAUGCGAGUUCCGUGCAGGGAUUCAUGCACUCAGCCCUUGUGUACCAUGUUGGUUUGAUUGGAGGAUAAGUAGUGACUGGAAAUAUUGGCACUUCUAGCUCAAUCAGUUUGCAUGUUUCAUGUAUGUGUUUCAGUUUGACUAUGUCAUGUCACUGAUAUGGUGUAACAUUCAUCAGAAUAUCUUGAAGAUAUUACUGACUGUUUCAUCUGAUAAGAAGAGAAUGAAGAGCACGCAUCUGUUUUCACAAUGAAGGAUGUAGCAGUGGAGCCAUAAUGACAAGAAAGAGGCCGGGUGUAGUGUUAUCGAGGUUGGGAUCACAGCUUUAGAGUUUGUGUCCAAGGACAAGAUGCAUCCUGAUUGGGAUGUCAUAUCCGAUGUCAUCAGUGAUCUGCAUUUGCAAAUGAAGGCCGGUGAGGAGGAUGAAUAUGAAUUUGAAAUGCGAGUCCCGUGCGGGGAUUCAUGCACUCAUCCCUUGUGUACUAUGUUGGUUUGAUUGGAGGAUAAGUAGUGACUGGGAAAUAUUGGCACUUCUAGCUCAAUCAGUUUGCAUGUUUCAUGUAUGUGUUUCAGUUUGACUAUGUCACUGAUAUGGUGUAGCGUUCAUCAGAAUAUCUUGAAGAUAUUAUUGACUGUUUCAUCUGAUAAGAAGAGAAUGAAGAGGACGCAUCUGUUUUGACAAUGAAGGAUGUAGCAGUGGAGCCAUAAUGAGCAGGCUAUACUAGCAAAGUAAGUAUUGCUUUUGGUUUCUUAGCAUUGACAAUGCUGUUUAUGUGCUUGAUUAGGGUUCUAUAAUAUAUCAAUGUUUGCUUGUAUAUCUAAUCUAAUGAUAGUUUUGAACUGAUUUGAUCUUGUUGUUCAUUGCAACAUGCAGACAUGUACUAUUAAUACUUUCAGAACAUG
Messenger RNA from Dioscorea cayenensis subsp. rotundata (Guinea yam), 2583 nucleotides. RefSeq names its product pentatricopeptide repeat-containing protein At2g44880. Gene Ontology annotation, biological process: RNA modification. Gene Ontology annotation, molecular function: RNA binding; protein binding. The transcript has a single exon. Lineage: Eukaryota; Viridiplantae; Streptophyta; Magnoliopsida; Dioscoreales; Dioscoreaceae. The record is from RefSeq and is a predicted model, not a curated record. The coding region runs from base 1 to 1740 and encodes 579 amino acids.